Messenger RNA from Mirounga angustirostris (Northern elephant seal), 6848 nucleotides. RefSeq names its product leucine rich repeat and coiled-coil centrosomal protein 1 (gene LRRCC1). The coding region runs from base 147 to 3179 and encodes 1010 amino acids. The record is from RefSeq and is a predicted model, not a curated record. Gene Ontology annotation, molecular function: protein binding. Lineage: Eukaryota; Metazoa; Chordata; Mammalia; Carnivora; Phocidae. The transcript has 20 exons.
AGUGCCCGGCUGUCGGUUGGAGGGGGGCGGGGGGCCUUCGCCCCCGCCCCCUCGGACUGGACUUCCGCUCACCCAGAAGGCGUGUUCCGGGCUCUCUCACCCCGCUCUGGGCGCCGGUUAAGACCACGGUCCCCGUUGCCGGUACUAUGGAGGCGCCGGUGGAGGCGGAAGUCGAAAAUGAAGACGGCGACAGCAUCUGCGGGGAUUUGUGCUUCAUGGACAAAGGCCUGCGGAGCAUAUCAGAGUUAUCUUUAGAUUCAUCCCUUCAUGCCAUCAAUCUUCAUUGCAAUAACAUCUCAAAAAUCGAAGCCAUUGAUCAUGUUUGGAAUUUACAACACUUAGAUCUGUCAUCUAAUCAAAUAAAUCGAAUUGAAGGGCUAAACACACUGACAAAACUAUGUACUUUAAAUUUGUCCUGCAAUUUGAUCACAAGAAUAGAAGGACUUGAAGCACUAACUAAUCUGACUAGACUGAAUUUAUCUUAUAACCACAUAAAUGAUCUUAGUGGUUUGAUUCCCCUUCAUGGAAUUAAACAUAAACUUAGAUAUAUUGACCUACAUAGUAAUUGUAUAGAUAGUAUUCAUCACUUACUUCAGUGUGUGGUAGGAUUGAACUUCUUGACUAAUCUUAUUUUGGAAAAAAAUGGAGAAGAUAACCCUGUCUGUCGUGUUCCAGGGUACAGAGCAAUUAUGCUCCAGACAUUGCCACAGCUUAGAAUCCUAGACUGCAAGAACAUAUUUGGUGAGCCAGUAAAUUUGUCAGAAAUAAAUUCAUCACGCCUACAGUGCUUAGAAGGUCUUUUGGAUAACUUAGUUUCUUCUGAUUCUCCCCUAAAUAUAAGUGAAGAUGAGAUAAUUGAUAGUAUGCCAGUGGUAACACCACCCAUCGAUGAGAUAGCUCCCUUGGAUCAGUUUGCAUCACCAACAGAUACUGGUUUGACAUCAUUUAUAUCUAUAUGUCCAUCUUCUGAGCCGGAGAAAGUUAAUCAUGAAAACAAUUUUCAUAACGACAUGAAGCUUCAGAAAUUAGAUGAUCAAAUUUUACAGCUUCUCACUGAAACUUCUGAUUCUUUAUUAGAUAAUGUUCCUGAGAAAGAUCUCAGACCAAAAAGAGAUACAGAUAUGACUUCUGAAAGUGACUAUGGCAACAGAAAAGAAUGUAAUAGAAGAAUUCCUCGAAGAUCAAAAAUCCCAUAUUAUUCUAAAACUAUUCAGACUAUUAAGCACCACAAUAAAAACAACCCUUUUAUGAGCUGUAAUCGUAAAAUGAAACCACCUUUCUUUAAAGAUUUAUAUGUAAGAUCAUCUUUAGCAAACUGUAAUAUGUUAGAAGAAUCAGAAGAACAGAAGACUGAAAUCAUUAAAGUAGACAACAGUAGCUCAGAAGACACCACUUAUCGGACACUUGUUGAACAACUAGACCAAGAGAGAGAGAAGAGAUGGAAAGCUGAACAAGCUGAAAAGAAACUUAUGGAUUAUAUUGCUGAACUACACAAACAUGCAAAUGAAAAAAAAGAUAUUCAUAGCCUGGCUCUACUCACCACAGAUAGGCUAAGAGAAAUUAUUUUUAAAGAGAGAAAUUCCAAAGUACAACUCGAAGUUAUGGUUCACAAACUUCAAAAUGAAAUUAAAAAACUAACUAUUGAAUUAAUUAAAGCAAGAGAUCAACAAGAGGAUCACAUUAGACACUUAAGAACCCUGGAAAAAGCAUUAGAAAAAAUGGAGAGGCAAAAAGGGCAACAGCAAGCAGCACAGAUGCGACUUAUCCAAGAGGUGGAGCUCAAAGCUGCCGCUGCUGAUACAGAAAUAAACUUACUUAGAACUUCUCUUCAUCAAGAAAAGGAACAAGUACAGCAACUUCAUGAACUUCUUGCAUUGAAAGAAAAAGAACACAGGAAAGAACUUGAAACAAGGGAGUUUCUCAGUGAUGCUGAGUUCCAGGAAGCCUUAGCUAAAGAAGUAGCUAAAGAAGAAAGAAAGCAUGAGCAAGAUAUAAAAGAAUACCAAGAAAAAAUUGAUAUAUUAAACCAACGGUAUAUGGAUUUAGAAAAUGAAUUCCGUAUUGCUCUGACUGUUGAAGCCAGAAGAUUUAAAGAUGUUAAAGAUGGUUUUGAAAAUGUUGCAACUGAGUUAGCAAAGAGCAAGCAUGCUCUUGUUUGGGCUCAACGAAAAGAAAAUGAAUCUUCCUCUUUAAUUAAAGAUCUGACCUGUAUGGUGAAGGAGCAAAAAAUAAAACUUGCAGAAGUUUCGAAAUUGAAACAGGAAACAGCAACAAAUUUACAGAAUCAAAUCAACACCCUUGAAAUCUUGAUUGAAGAUGACAAGCAGAAGAGUAUUCAAAUAGAACUUCUCAAGCAUGAAAAAGUCCAGCUUAUUUCUGAGCUAGCCGCCAAGGAAUCACUAAUUUAUGGUUUGAGGACAGAAAGAAAAGUAUGGGGGCAUGAGCUGGCACAACAGGGAUCAUCUCUAGCCUUAGAUCGUGGGAAAUUAGAGGCACAAAUUGAAAGUUUAUGUAGAGAGAAUGAGUCUCUGAGAAAGGCAAAUGAAUGUGAUAAUGAUGCAUUAAGAAUUAAGUGCAAAAUCAUAGAAGACCAAACUGAAACCAUUGGAAAAUUAAAAACUUGUGUACAAGAAAGAGAAGAACAAAUCAAAAUAUUACAAGAAAAGAUCACUGAAAUACAAAAAUGUACUCAAGAACAACUUGAUGAAAAAUCUUCACAACUAGAUGACAUAAUUGAAAAACUGGAAAGACACAAUGAAAGAAAAGAAAAACUAAAACAACAGUUGAAAGUAAAGGAGUUAGAACUUGAAGAAAUUAGAAAAGCUUACAGUACACUUAAUCAGAAAUGGCAUGAUAAAGGAGAGCUUCUAAGUCAUCUUGAAAUGCAAGUAAAAGAAGUGAAAGAAAAAUUUGAAAACAAGGAAAGGAAACUUAAAGCAGAAAGAGACAAAAGUAUUGAACUACAAAAGGAUGCGGUGGAAAAGCUUCAUAGUAUGGAUGAUGCCUUUAAAAAACAAGUUGAUGCAAUUGUUGAAGCUCAUCACGCUGAAAUAAUACAACUGGCAAGUGAAAAGCAGAAAUACAUUGAUUCUGCAAAUUUAAAGGUCAACAGAUGUUUCAGAAGUUUUCUUUAUAAUCUACCAAGUGUUAACAAGGGUGCAUCAGGUUCAUCGAGUUGAAGAAGAAAUGCGUGAACUUCUUCAGGAAACAUGCAAGAACAAAAAAGCAAUGGAAGAAAAAAUUAGGCAACUUGCUUUUGCUCUAACUGAAAUUCAGCAAGAAAUGUGAUGGUUCUGAGAAUGAAUUUAAUUGAAAUGGAACAGCAGACCUAUUGUAAAAAUGAUUAAAUAUUGUAAUAGUAGUAACUGCUAUGACUUUGAAAUGUCUCUUUCUACACAUUUCAUUCUAAUUAUAUUUUAAAAGACUUUUGAUCAAGUAUUUUUUAAUUGUAUAUGUAGGUUUUUAUAAUAAAUUGUUGAUAAUUAUGUGUACUAGAAAAACCUAUCAAAAUAACUAGAGUUACAACACUUUCUUGUUUCUGUGCUAUACAUUGUUUGGUAAUUACACAUUUGUCUUCAAAUAUGUAAAUGGAAAUUAACAUUAGUAUUUGGACUAUAUGAGGUAAAGUAUUUUCAUCAUUGUUGUUACCUUAUUGUGUUGAUGAAGAACUAAUUAUAUUUAUUGGUCAUCCUUUAGUUGACGUAGCUCCAUUUUUUUUUUAAAUGCUCAUAAGUGUAGCUGAAAAGUAUUUGAAGUCUGUAUGUUAAAAGAUACGGCAUUCUUUACAAAGCAUAUGUAGCCAUCUCCACAUCACUCAUAAAGACCCUUUUUUUUUUUUUUAAGGUUUUAUUUAUUUGACAGAGAGAGCACAAGCAGAAGGAGAGAGAGGGAGAAGCAGGUUCCCUGCUGAGCAAGGAGCCUGAUGUGGGACUCGAUCCCAGGACCCUGGGAUCAUGACCUGGGCCGAAGGCAGCUGCUUAACCGACUGAGCCACCCAGGCGUCCCUAAAGACCCCUUUUUUAUAAUGCAUAUGACUUCUUCAUUAAAGAUUACAUAUAAGGUUUCAUAAACAUCAUCUGUUCUUCAAGAGGAACACUGCUGUUACACCUUCGUUUUCCCUUCUAAUCACUGUAUUUGAAAGAAUUCUUAUUUUUGUCAUCUCUUAUGUUGCUAUAUAUGCAGAACAAAAACCUAGGUACUAUCACUAUUUCUAAAAGAAAGAAUAUAAUAUCCCAUUUUUAACUAAUAGCCACUGAACUAAGUUGUUUGGGGUUUUCUUUGUUUUUUUAUCAUGGGGCUUGAACUCAACGACCCUGAGAUCAAGACCUGAGCUGAGAUCAAGAGUUGGACACUUAACCAACUGAACCACCCAGACACCCCUGAACUAAGUUUUAAAAAUUAAAUGCAAUCAGAAGAGUAAAUGUUUCUAAAAGAGAGGGCUCCAUUUCGUGAGAGGCAAGCUUCUUAUUGAGCUCUGUGGGACGGCAUCAAGCAUACCAACAUGCACAAUGGAGGUGGGAGAGCAAGGCAUAAAAAAUAAUUGGAAAAAUAAUAGCUGAAAAUUUCCUAAAUGUGAUGAAAAGAUUAACCCACAAAUCCAAGAACUUCAGUAAAACCCAGGAUAAACCCAAAGAGAGCCACACCUAGAUACUUUAAAGUCAAACUCGCGGGAAAUUCUUGAAAGCAGCAAGAAAAUAUGAUUCAUGUAAAGGAACAAUGUGAUUAACUGUUGACUUCUCAUCAGAAACAGUAAAGGCCAAAAAAAAAACAAAACAGUAGAGGCCAGAAGGCAGUAACAUACUUGAGGUAUGGGAGAGAAACGAACUAUCAACCAAGAAUUCUACAUCCAGCAAAACUGUCAAGAUAAAUGCAAAAUAAUGGCAUGCCCAGACAAUUGACAAAAUUUAUCGCUAGCCAACUUACCUUAAAAGAAAUAUUGAAGUCCUAAAGGCUGAAAGAAAAUGAUUCCAGACAGUAACUCAAAUCCACUGGAAGAAAUGAAGAAUAUUGGGAAUAGUAAACAUGUAGGUAAGUUCUCCUAAGACUGUAUAAAUACAUUUUUCUUCUGUUAACUAGAAGAUAUUAUAUACAGCAAUAAUUGUAACACUAUAUUGAAUUCACAGCAUGUGUAGGUGGGCUUUGUGUGACAAAAACAGCAAAAAGUUGGAACAAAAUAUAUUUUGCUAGAUUAAUACUAAUCUAAAGAUGACUGAUAAAAUGCAUAUUGUAAUUCCUACAACAGCCACUAAGAAAAUAACCCAAUUACAUUUGAAAAAUCAACAGAGUUCCCCACUUCUAGAAUGGCAGCGCAAGGAAUUCUGUGGACGUGUUUUCUAGCAAAACAACCACAACGGUAAAAAGUGUUUUAUUUUUUAUUUAUUUUUCAAGAUUUUAUUUCUUUGAGAGAGCAGGGGGAGGGGCAGAGGGAGAAACAGACUCCCUGCUGAGGGGGGGGGACCCAACAUGGAGCUCUGUCCCAAGACCUCAGGAUCAUGAUCUGAGCCGAAGGCAGACACCAACUUUGCAGCCACCCAGGCGCCCUGUAAAAAUUAUUUUAAAACACCCAUUUAAAGUCUGAAAAUUGUCCUAAGAGCAUACGGCAAAUGAAAAAGCAUUUCUUCAAGAAAAUUUAUUAAGUCGCUGUAAGAAGAGGAAAAGCCUUCAAUAGAUUCCUUAAAAUGCCCAGUUUUCACCUAAAAAAGUAGGAGACCUGCAAAGAAAUAGAAAAGGGGGACCCAUACAGAGGGUAAAAAAGCAGGCAAGGAAAAAUACUUGUAAGAGGGCCCAGAUACUAGAUAAAAGAAGACUUCAAAACCACUAUAUGUUCAAAAGACUGAAGGAAAGCAUGCUUUAAAAGUAAAGGAAGCUGUGUUACUAGAGCUCACCAAAUAGAGAAUAAAGAGAAAUAUUUUUUAAUGAAAUUUUACUUUGGGGGCUCUACAGUGUAUUUGAGCCAGCGGAAGAAUCUGAACUUGGAGAUUAUGCAAUUUGAAGAAGAGACAAAAUAUUGAAAAAUUAACAGAACCUCAGAAAUGUGGAUCACAUUAACUGCACCAACAUACAGUGAAGUUCAAAAGGAGAGAGAAAAGAGUGAUGUAUAUGAAUUCUAAAGUAUAUGUAAAAUAUAUAACCUAUUUAUUAGAAGAAAUAGUGGCUCUAAGCUUGCCAAAUUUGAUGGAAAUCAUGAAUUUACAUUCUCGGGCGCCUGGGUGGCUCAGUUGGUUAAGCAACUGCCUUCGGCUCAGGUCAUGAUCCUGGAGUCCCGGGAUCGAGUCCCGCAUCGGGCUCCCUGCUCGGCAGGGAGUCUGCUUUGCCCUCUGACCCUAUCCCCUCUCAUGUGUUCUCUCUCAUUCUCUCUCUCUCAAAAUAAAUAAAUAAAAUCUUUAAAGAAAAAAAAAUCAUGAAUUUACAUUCCCAAGAAGCUAACUUCAAGUAGGAAAAAUUCAUAGCCACACCCACAUAGUAAAAAAUACUGAAAUUGGAAGAAAUGUGAGAAGUCCCCAAAUAUUUGCAAAUUAAACUGCAACUUCUAAAUAACCUAUGAGUCAAGAAAUGACAGAAAAGGUGCGAUAGAGGAAUGGGCACUGUAUUGACCCAUGCUGUGUCUGGGGAAGGGACGUUGCACAGAUAGGAUUCAAAGGCUCCAGAGGUUUAAAAAAUCAUUUGGCUUUCUGAGUUGUGGGGCCCAAGAAAGGCUGCCUACACUGUAACCUAUAUCUGGAUCCAAAAAUCUUUUUUUCCCCAGUUGUAUUGAGAUAUAAUUGAUAUGUAACAAUGUAUAAGUUUAACGUAUACAGCAUAAUGAUGUAUGUAUAUAUUGUGAAAUGAUUACGAUAAGUUUAAUAAUA